ACCCUAAUGUACACUUCUCUUCUUUCUCUCCCAGCAGACUUUUCUGCUCUAAGUUUCAAUUUUAUCUUCCGUAAACCCGAAGUUUGACAUACUGCGAUUCCGAUAAACUAGAAAUCUGACCUACAAACAUAAGCGAUUAUAUUUUUGCUCUUUUUUUGUGUGUGUUGUGUAUAUCUAUCUACAUCAGAACUUAUGGGGAAGAAGAGAAAGCAGCCCGAGAAAGAGGUUUCAGUAAAGAAAGAAGAAACUGCACCAGAAAGACCUAAAAGAACACUUUUAGGAUGGAAGGAUAAAGAUGCUGAUGUUGAAGAGAAGCAACAAAAUGGCGAUUCUCCAUUUUUUAGGAAUAAGGAGAAACUUCUUGUUACUUGUUCUCGUCGUAUAAGUUACAGGUUCCGUCAUUUGAUGUUGAAUAUGGUUUCAUUGCUGCCUCAUUGUAAGAAAGAUAGCAAAAUUGAAGCUAAAGAAAGCAAGGGUUCAACACUGAAUGAGCUUGUUGAGCUUAAGAGUUGCUCUUCCUGUUUGUUUUUUGAGUGCAGAAAAGGAAAGGAUCUGUAUCUUUGGGUGGCCAAGAGCCCCAACGGACCUUCUGUGAAGUUUUUAGUUGAUGUUGUGCACACUAUGGAAGAAUUGAAGCUCACAGGAAAUCACCUGAAAGGUUCACGGCCACUUAUAACAUUCUCCUCCAAUUUUGAGAAAGAUGCGCACUGGAGGAUGUUGAAAGAAUUGUUAAUACAGACCUUUGGGACUCCAAAAGAUCACAGGAAAGCUAAACCGUAUCAUGACCACGUUUUUGUUUUCUCCCUUCUUGAUGAUCACAUAUGGUUCCGAAAUUACCAGAUUUCUGUUCCCCACAACGAAACAGAUAAAGUGGAUCGUGGUGGUCUGGACAAGAUGACCCUAGUGGAGGUUGGUCCAAGGUUCUGCUUAAAUCCAAUCAAGAUAUUUGCUGGCAGCUUUGGUGGCCCGACAUUAUAUGAUAACCCAUUUUAUGUAUCUCCAAAUGAGCGUAGAGCAGCAGAUAAAAGGAAGAAAGCUGGGAAGUACGCGCACAAGGUCGAGGCCAAGACAAGGAGAAAGGCUCAUGAACAAGAUAAUCCAUUACAGCCUGACGAGUAUGCAGAUAUGUGGAAAGGAGAGUGAUCUCCUAACUAUAGAUGUUGAUCUGAAUUCCUAUCGAUAUGUGGAAAGGAGAGUGAUCUCCUAACUAUAGAUGUUGAUCUGAAUUCCUAUCUUAAUCCGGUCAUGUAUACUACACUAAGCACCAUCUUGAUUUGUGCUCUUUCUAUUUACUGUUUCAGUUUUUUUUCAUGCCUUCAUAUGUUGUUUUAGAUGGUAAAAAACUAAAUCUUCUGUAUCUCAAGGAAUACCAAAGUUUAUAGUUGGUCAA
Molecule: messenger RNA, 1390 nt
Organism: Papaver somniferum (opium poppy)
Lineage: Eukaryota; Viridiplantae; Streptophyta; Magnoliopsida; Ranunculales; Papaveraceae
Product: ribosome biogenesis protein BRX1 homolog 1-like
Exons: 8
Coding region: 193-1143 (316 amino acids)
Biological process (GO): rRNA processing; ribosomal large subunit assembly
Cellular component (GO): nucleolus
Molecular function (GO): rRNA binding
Source: RefSeq, a predicted model, not a curated record